AUGGCGGAGUACUUUGUCAGCGGAUUCCACAUCGUGCUACCACCCCUCUCCAUCGCCCUAGACAUCCCCAAAAACUCCCAAACAUGGCCCUCGAGCGUCUUCUCCCUCGUCACCGCCGCCUGCCUACUACCCCUCGGCCGCAUCGGCGACAUGUACGGCGGCCACUACAUUUUCAACGGCGGCAUGGCCUGGUUCUUCGUCUGGUCCCUCGUCGCCGGCUUCAGCAAGAACUACACCCAGCUCGUCGUCUUCCGCGCCAUGCAGGGCAUCGGCUGCGCCGCCUGCCUGCCCGCCGGCAUCAUGCUCCUCGGUAAAUUCUACCGCCCCGGGCCCCGUAAGAAUCUCGUUUUCGGCAUCUACGGCGCUUUUGCCCCCAUCGGCUUCUUCUUCGGCAUUCUUCUUGGCGGCGCCGCCGGCCAGUACCUCACCUGGAGGUGGUACUUUUGGCUCGGCGCCAUCGUCCUCGGCGUGCUUUCCUCGUCUCCUUCCUGA
Molecule: messenger RNA, 492 nt
Organism: Parascedosporium putredinis
Lineage: Eukaryota; Fungi; Ascomycota; Sordariomycetes; Microascales; Microascaceae
Source: the annotation of a GenBank genome assembly